AUGAUCGGCAGCUUCCUCUCAUGCGGAGGGGGUCUUUGGGACGGCUUCCACGUUGACGCACCAACAACAAACGGACUUGUCCACGGCGGCAUAAAUGAGACCGCUCCAUUGGUGCGACAUUGGCUUGGUGUGCCCUUUGCUCAAAGUCCCGUCGGCAACCUGAGAUUCGCACUGCCCCAGGCAUUGCCAGCUAAUGCAACCACGACUGAUAUCGAUGCGACCAACUUCGGCCCGAAUUGUCCUCAAUACGAAGCAACUACUCCUUCCGUCUACAAUAAAAUCAUCCGCGAGUUCUUCAUCUGGGGUGACGAUGGUGAUGACUGCCUUUCUGUGAGUAUCUGGGCUCCCCUGAAUCCUACCGAGGCCCAACUUCCCGUCUUCAUCUGGAUAUAUGGUGGCGGCGAUACGACCGGUGGCUCCACUGUGCCUUAUCAAAAUCCUCAGAAGUGGGUGCAACGCACACAGGCACAUAUCGUGGUAUCCCUUCAGUAUCGACUGAAUUUUUUCGGUAAUCCCAAUGGGCCGUUUGGAAAUGGUUCUGCAGCGCUUGGCUUCUGGGAUGUGCGCUUAGCAACCGAAUGGAUUCGUGACAAUAUCGCGGCUUUCGGCGGAGACCCGACACGCAUGGUCAUGUGGGGACAGUCCGCUGGUGCUGGGAUGACCGGUCAGCAAAGCCUUGCGUGGCCCAACGAUCCGAUUGUCACAGGUUUCAUCCAAGAUUCGGGGGCCACCUGGGGCGUCUCUAGCGGCUACACCGACACCCUGUUCCAAAACUUCACCUAUAUUGCCGAAGCCUUCGGCUGUACAGGUAGUGCUGCCAACAUGACAGCGUGCUUGCGCACCGUCCCCCAGACCGACAUUGAGUCUCUGAUUCAGUAUCGAGUUGAUGCGGACCAGACACCAGUCUUCUCUUUUCAAUCCAAGCCUGAUAACAUCACCACUUUCGUCAACUCCAGUCAAGCAUAUGUAGACGGUCACUUUGCCAAAGUACCCAAGAUCCUUGGUCAUAACAUGGACGGUACUUCUCUUGUCGCUCUACCGCCUUACCCAUACGAUACUGCUCCCAAUGCGACAGCAGUACUACAGGUGACACUGCAAUUCCGCUGUCCGGCGGUGUACGAGGCCGAAUAUCGUAAUAGUAUCAACCAAACGACAUACCGCUUCAUGUACCUUGGCAAUUUCACAAACAUCUCUCCAUACUGGUGGAUGGGCCCAUACCACUCCAGUGAGCUACCGAUGAUCUUUGGCACUUACGGCGACUUUCGGGGACCUGGAACGGCGUUCGAACAGUCGACGAGCGAGGCCAUGCAGGAUCUGUACCUUGCGUUUGCUCGGGACCCAGUGAACGGACCAGCUAAUCUGGGAUGGCCCAAGUAUAGUGAGAAUCAGAUUGAGAUAUUUGGCAACGGGAGUUCGCCAGCGACGCCUGUGGACAAGACAGAGAUCAAUGCUGCUUGUGCCGAUUACUAUACUUCAUGA
Molecule: messenger RNA, 1479 nt
Organism: Exophiala viscosa
Lineage: Eukaryota; Fungi; Ascomycota; Eurotiomycetes; Chaetothyriales; Herpotrichiellaceae
Product: Alpha/Beta hydrolase protein
Exons: 5
Coding region: 1-1479 (492 amino acids)
Source: RefSeq, a predicted model, not a curated record